CAAUCACGUUGUCGCGUUUUCAAUAGUCAACUUGUUCAGGGCUUAAUUCGAUUGGUGCUAUUGGCGAAAAACAUGUCAGGAGAUGUCAGGACGACCGCGACUCAUGUUCGACGUGCUUGUGAUUGUACAAGAUAUCACACAACUUCGCUAAACAUCCGCUAAGAGAGCAUUCUCGCCGGCUGGCUGAGUUGCGCCCUCGUAACUUCUUAGACAAGUAAUAUACAGACACGCGUCUGUGAAGCGUUGUUUUGGCCCGGCAGUGAGCAAGGGAAGUUUAUAACAGUGUGUGUAGAACCCUCGGUCGACGGCGGCAUUGCCAACACUCAAAGAGUAAUCUUAUAAUUGAUUUAAAAAGUGUGGUGUAUUUGUGGGUUCUGUAAUAACGAGUUCAUCCGUGGAAAGAUACAAAGUUUAUUCGUACAAUGGCUGGCAUCACGGCGAGUUUUGGAUUUCCGUACACUUCACAGUUUCUCAUGCCUGGCCACCACAGUUGCUGCGAAGGCAACGCAGGCCAACUAACGCCACAUUCCCCACAUACACCAAGAGUCUGUACGUGUCAGCUGGAGCAGGUUUUACAAGCGCAGCAAAAGAUGAGUGCUGUCCCUCUUGGCCUUCUUCCCCGCGUUACACCAAGCUACUCAACAGAACCCAAUCUUAUAUUUGGGCCACGGGACUCGAGUGCAGUUGGCUAUUCGCCCUUGCUGAGACAGGCGUGUGACGUUAAAGAUCUGAAUGCAGGCGCACUGAACUCAGCGUGGUUCGUAAACCCAGCAACGAGAUACUCGGAUCACCAGAAUGGUUUCGAACGAAGCUACCUCGCCUGUCACGCCUAUGGAGAUAGAUUUUCGCCAAUCGAUCUUAACUCCGGCGCGAGGCGUAAGAACGCGACACGAGAAACUACGAGCACACUCAAAGCCUGGCUCUACGAACAUCGUAAGAACCCGUAUCCGACGAAAGGCGAGAAAAUCAUGUUAGCAAUUCUGACAAAAAUGACACUGACCCAAGUCUCGACCUGGUUCGCUAACGCCAGGAGGCGGUUGAAGAAGGAAAACAAAAUGACGUGGUCGCCCAGGAACAGGUGUGGAGAACGCAAGGAUAGCGAGGGAUAUAGUGAUGAUGAAGAGGACGAUGAGGGUAUAGAAUCCAAAACGGACGACCUCAUUAAAUCUGAGGAGAAAGACUCAUUCAGGAUGACGACGGUCAUCAAAUCUGCUGAAGUUUCAGAGGCGCCUAAGACACGGGAUCCAAGCCCCGUAUCAACUUCAACACAAGCUUCCAGCACAGCACAAAGCUACACGCACGAGCCAGACGUCUCAUUUGCUAACGCAGCUGAACAGAGACUGAUAUGGUCUACAGGAAGGUCACCCGUCGCAAUAGACAAUAGUAGAAUAAAACAUACCUCGUCCAUCGAGGAUUCGCCCGUGAAGAGCUUAAGGAAAUGGGUAGACGGUUGUUUUGACAACUCUAGAACGGGUACCGCACAAGCGCCGGAUACGCCGCCCCAGACACCGCCAUGCGAAACCGAUCGACUCUCAGAGAGGCUAAUGCAAUCGAUGGAACGGGAGAAACAGGAGACGAUAAAAUCACCAAGUCCUUCUCCGUCAAACGAAAGAAAUGUGGUGUACAAGGAAAACACGCAAGACAGGUGUCAGGAAGAAGAACCGAAUGACGGUACAACAAAUCGUGAAAUCGACGCUGCUUUAGCGCUUACGACACUGUUUGGCUCGAGGAGUUAAGACGCAUCCACCUAUAAAACACGUACAAAAACAGAAAAAAAAAGGCGGCUGGUCCAUCUUAAAAAUACGCAAAGACUCGUCGAGAUUAACUAUAAAGCAUACACGAGAAUGCUUUGUUUAUAGUAUAUACAGAUAAUACAGUCACAUCCAAGAUGAUGACUUAACAGUUACAAAUGUUUGAGAAAAAGUUACAAACUUUGAUUAACCUUAGAGAAAUACUAUAAUUAGAGUGCCGUUUUGGGGGUAUUGCAUGCAUGCAUGCCCUUACGAAUUUUAAAGUAUUUACUAAAGCAUUUUAAGUUUCGAGUCUGUCAACUGCUUGUAUGUUGCAGUGCAGUUAAUAUGUUUGAUUUACACGUUUUGGAAAUCACAUCUUUCACAUCACAUCGGAUUUCUUCGCAUUCAUACAAAGAAGUACCUAGUACCUAAGUAUUGCAUGGCAUCCAGUAGACUAUAGAAGUAGUUAUGCAAUUUAGACAAAGUUAGUAAAACAUCCAGUAGACAAGUUUGAUAAAAUGUUAACGGGCUGUUCCAACCAAUAUUGUUGGACCAUAACGAGGUCGAACAUCAUCCGAAAGUGGUCAACAUUACCAAACAUAGAAUUCAAAUAGGCUGAGAUGUUGCAUUCCACGUGCAAAUUUGUCGUGAAAAAUUGAGCGAAGUCAGACUUCCUUUUGAGUAAAGUGAAAAUGAGAAAUAAUAAAAAACUUAGAUAAUAAAAAAACAUAGAAUGUCCAAGGAUGAACAACGGGUUGCUGGUAAUGUUGGCCAAGAAUAUUUUGAUGCACGCUUCCACUUUACAUUUUCGACUGCCGUUAAAGAAAAAUUUUGCCAACGACAAAAUGUUUCUACAUUAUAUUGCCUCGGGAAGCCAGUUGCUACAAGUGGUUGCAUGACUUCGCUUGACAUUUUAUUGACGUAGAUAACAAAAUAAGAACCUAAUGCUAGGAGAAAAUAGUUCAUGAAAUCAAUUGUAGGUUCAGUCGUAGGUUUUAGCAAGAAAUUUCUUUAUCUAUUACUGUAAAUUGUACAAUAACAAACAUGGCGUCGUACGAGAUCACGUGACACAGAAAAGAAAAACCAAAUCACAACCUAAAUGGUGUGCUAAAAGCACUUUAACAUUAAUUAAAUUGUAUUAUUUUUUACAUCGGACAAGAACUGCUCGAAGCAAAGAUGAAAUUAAUAUUAGAAGAAAUUCGUAUAGGUAAUUGAAUGAAAUGUAGAAAGUACUAAUAUGCAUACUAAUAUUGUGAAAAAAAAA
Molecule: messenger RNA, 2997 nt
Organism: Dendronephthya gigantea
Lineage: Eukaryota; Metazoa; Cnidaria; Anthozoa; Malacalcyonacea; Nephtheidae
Product: iroquois-class homeodomain protein irx-4-A-like
Exons: 7
Coding region: 423-1736 (437 amino acids)
Biological process (GO): cell development; regulation of transcription by RNA polymerase II; neuron differentiation
Cellular component (GO): nucleus
Molecular function (GO): DNA-binding transcription factor activity, RNA polymerase II-specific; RNA polymerase II cis-regulatory region sequence-specific DNA binding
Source: RefSeq, a predicted model, not a curated record